This is a messenger RNA of Symphalangus syndactylus (siamang), 1856 nucleotides long. Its product is annotated as free fatty acid receptor 3. Gene Ontology annotation, biological process: G protein-coupled receptor signaling pathway; cellular response to fatty acid. Gene Ontology annotation, molecular function: G protein-coupled receptor activity. Gene Ontology annotation, cellular component: plasma membrane. The record is from RefSeq and is a predicted model, not a curated record. NCBI's taxonomy places the organism in Eukaryota, Metazoa, Chordata, Mammalia, Primates, Hylobatidae.
CCCCUUUUAGCAUACUGACCAGCCCUGGCAACGGAGCUCAAGGCAUCUUUGUGCCACUGUUCAACAGUGAGUGACGUCAUGGGCACGGCCAGGUCUUUAUCAGUUCUGCCGGAUAAAUAGCCAACCGCACUAGGUCUGGAGAGACAGCAAGGUGCUGUGCGGCAGAGCGUUUGGGGUCUCAAAGAAGCAGUGGCCACCACCAUGAGUGCAGGCCCCGACCACUCCUACUUCUCCGGCAAUCACUGGUUUGUCUUCUCGGUGUACCUUCUUACUUUCCUGGUGGGGCUCCCCCUCAACCUGCUGGCCCUGGUGGUCUUUGUGGGCAAGCUGCGGCGCCGCCCGGUGGCCGUGGACGUGCUCCUGCUCAACCUGACCGCCUCAGACCUGCUCCUGCUGCUGUUCCUGCCUUUCCGCAUGGUGGAGGCAGCCAAUGGCUUGAACUGGCCCCUGCCCUUCAUCCUCUGCCCGCUCUCCCGAUUCAUCUUCUUCACCACCUUCUAUCUCACCGCCCUCUUCCUGGCAGCUGUGAGCAUUGAGCGCUUCCUGAGCGUGGCCCACCCACUAUGGUACAAGACCCGGCCGAGGCUGGGACAGGCAGGUCUGGUGAGUGUGGCCUGCUGGCUGUUGGCCUCUGCUCACUGCAGCGUGGUCUAUGUCAUAGAAUUCUCAGGGGACAUCUCCCACAGCCAGGGCACCAAUGGGACCUGCUACCUGGAGUUCCAGAAGGACCAGCUAGCCAUCCUCCUGCCCGUGCGGCUGGAGAUGGCUAUGGUCCUCUUUGCGGUCCCCCUGAUCAUCACCAGCUACUGCUACAGCCGCCUGGUGUGGAUCCUCGGCAGAGGGGGCAGCCACCGCCGGCAGAGGAGGGUGGCGGGGUUGGUGGCGGCCACGCUGCUCAACUUCCUUGUCUGCUUUGGGCCCUAUAACGUGUCCCAUGUUGUGGGCUAUAUCUGCGGUGAAAGCCCGGCGUGGAGGAUCUACGUGACGCUUCUCAGCACCCUGAACUCCUGUGUCGACCCCUUUGUCUACUACUUCUCCUCCUCUGGGUUCCAAGCCGACUUUCAUGAGCUGCUGAGGAGGCUGUGUGGGCUCUGGGGCCAGUGGCAGCAGGAGGGCAGCAUGGAGCUGAAGGAGCAGAAGGGAGGGGAGGAGCAGAGAAAGGACCGACCAGCUGAAAGAAAGACCAGUGAACACUCACAGGGCUGUGGAACUGGUGGCCAGGUGGCCCAUGCUGAAAGCUAGGUCCUCCGGGGGAGGAGGGUAUAGCUGGCACUUCCUCGCUCACACCAGGAGGGACUUGGAGUGGCGAGCUGGGGCCCGAUGGGGCUUGGGGGAAGAAUAAACAUCUAGCCUCCCUAAGGGUGUGCACACUAAAGCCCAGCUCUCGAUCUCACCUCCAUCCCCAACCACUCACACACUAUGGAUUGGGCUCUGGGAAGGGGUCAGGGUGAGAGGGUGCUCUGGAGAACAAUGAGGUCCUCAUAGCAGCAGGCAGCUCCUGUGUUUUCUUGAGAGUGACAGAGGAGCUAAGAGCAGUGCCCAGGGUCUGAGGGGGCUGCCCAGUGAAUGGCGGGGCAGGAGAGAGGAGAACCCCAUCCUCAGAGCUGCUCCCAGCCAGCGAGUCAGGAGCGGGGAAGACAGGGCUCCAGGGAUGAGGCCGCAUUCUGCUCCCACAGUGCCUUUUCCAGAAAGUUCCCAUUGCCAAUAAAUGUGGAUCAUCAGAGACAUUUAUGAACAAUGACAGAAGAAAAAUUACCCAAAUAAAUGUGGAAGCAAGCAAAAGAGAACAGUGUUUCCUUCUUCUCCUGUUUUGUUCUGGUGGUGUGCUUGAGCCGGGUGGGACUGGAAGAUGGAAG